GAGGGCGGCUCGCUCUCCGCCUUUACGGCCGCGCUGUGCCCACGUGGAAGGGAGGGUGGGUUUUGCGACAGCGCUGGGAAAGGCAGGGAGGGCGGCGUGGUUUCCGGCAGUGGGGGGGGGGGAAGGGAGUUUCCUGGGAAGCGCGGAUCCCCCCUGGCAGGAGCUGGGUCUCCCGCUCACACCCGCGGGGGGAGGGGCUGCAGCCGGGGUGGGGACCCCUUGCCCUGAAGAAGGGGGGGCACCUGGUACCCCCACCCUGCUGAAGGGAGAUUGCCCCUCCCCCUUCUCAGGAGGCGACUCAGUGCCCGGGGGGGGGGCUCUAGCUCCCCCCACCCACAGGACGGGGGCCAGGACUGGUGAUUAUAGCCCCCCCCCGGUUGUUUUUCUGUACCCAGGGGCAGGGCUGGGCACCAGGGCCCAGUGGAGGGUGGGAGGGUCUUUUCCUUCCCCUGCUGUUGAAGACAUUUCCUGGGGGGUGCCAGGCGGACCUGGGCGAGUCAGGAUGCAGGGUUAGGAUCAGUGUAGCAGAGGGGGUGUGGUCAGGAUUUAAGGGUGGGGGUUACACUGGCCCCCCAACUGUAAGUGGAGAGAGUGGAGCCAGGGGUCAGUAUAGGGAGAGGCGAUUGGGGUCAGGGUGUGGGGUCCAUCAGUGAGGGACAGAGUGUGGGGGGGCUGGUUGUGGUCAGGACUUAGGAUCAGUGUAGGAAGGGCGGCGGGCCGGGCGGGGGUGUCUCUGCAAUCAGCACCAUGGAGCUCAGCUGCCUGCUGAAAUCCCUGCAGUUGGAGAGCCCGCCAGACAGGGGAGACCCCAAAUGCCCAGCUGUCACUGCCCCCCCAGCAGAGCAGGUUCUCUCCCAAAUCUUGUUGCGUUUCUCAGCGGAGGGAGUCAGCGGCAGUGCCAAGGCAGGGAUGGUCCGAGACCUGCGUGCGCUCUUCGAGGCUGCAGACUGCCAGUGGCUGUUUGGGGGCUGCCACCCCAAUGUAACCCCCAAGUUGCUGGGGGACUUGGUGGCUGCGCUGAGCCACUAUGCGGCUCUACCAAAGCAGAAGUCGGACACCGGUGGCCCACCCAGCAAUGAUGGCUUUUACACCACAAUGGCCGAUAGAACAGCAGACGUUGGCUUGGUGUUUCUUAGCCUCCUUGCUAAAGUGGAAGCUACCAAGGGAUCCAAGUCCCUGGGUGCUGUGGUGGUGAGGCAGGUCCUGCCACAUUGCCUAGGACUGAUCUACAUCUUUGCUGUAACACACCAUGCAGAGAAGCCGUGGACCAGCCCGAGGUCUCGGUCAAUAGCACAGGAACUGCUGACCUUGCUGGUUCAGGUUGCAGGCUGUGAGUCGGUGCCUGAAUUCCUCCAGGGAGGAAGCGAAGAUGAGGAAGGGAAGUUUGCUGCCGUGAUGAGACUCCUGAAGCCAGAGCUGACUAAAGAAACGUGGAAGCACAACCCUGCCACAAAGCAUGUGUUCUCCUGGACGUUGCGUCAAGUCACCCGGCCAUGGCUUAGCCGUCACCUGGAGAGCGUCCUCCCACCAUCGCUGCUCCUCUCGGAUGACUACCAGGAGGAGAAUAAAAUCCUGGGUGUGAGCUGCCUGCAUCAUAUCAUUCUCAAUGUGCCAGCUGCGGAUUUGAAUCAGUUUAACAGGGCACAGGUUGUCUACCAUGCACUGUACCAUCACCUCUACGUACGGGAGGCACAGCUCAUUCAGGUGGUGCUGCUGUGCUUGCUGGACCUGCUGCUGGUUCUGGAGAGAUCCCCGCAGCGGCUGUCCCAGGAACCCAGAGCAGCUACUCCCUGUCAUGAGGUCCUGCAGCUAGUUCUAACUCACAUGGAAGCAGAACAUCGGCUCCCACUCCGGAGAGUGUAUGCCAGGAACCUGCCUGCAUUUGUGAAGAGACUUGGCAUCCUGAUAGCACAGCACCUGAAGAGGCUGGACUGCGUAAUUGUGGGAUACCUGGAGGUUUGUGAUGGUCCAGAUGAAGCAGCCAGAUUGGGAAUAUUAGAGACACUGAAGUGCACCAUACAGCAUGGCUGGCCAAGAAUGGCAUGCAGGCUUGCUGUGCUCCUCAAGGCCCUGCUGAGGAUGAUUUGGGAUGUAUCUACUGAUGGAGACCUGACACACCCAGUGAAAACAUCUCUGCUCCAGGGGGCCACAGAGUGCCUGAUCCUGCUGGAUCACUGUUCUCGGGGGCAAGUGAAGAUCCUGCUUGAAGGAAUAUACCACAGCUGUGACAACUGUAGCCUUCGGGAAUGCAUCAGGCAAGUGCAAGAGAACACCUGAGACACAGCUACUAAUAGCCAGAACCUGCUUUUUUGUUUUUUAUUAUAUUAAAAUAUUUAAAUUUG
Molecule: messenger RNA, 2342 nt
Organism: Dermochelys coriacea (leatherback sea turtle)
Lineage: Eukaryota; Metazoa; Chordata; Testudines; Dermochelyidae
Gene: TTI2
Product: TELO2 interacting protein 2
Exons: 7
Coding region: 748-2277 (509 amino acids)
Cellular component (GO): centrosome; nucleoplasm; cytosol
Source: RefSeq, a predicted model, not a curated record